UGCACCUAGACAUUCCAUUUUUGAGCCCAUAACCUAGGUUUGAGGUUCUCUUUAUGUUCUAGCUGUCCUAUCUCUGUUUCUAACACCUCUAGUGUGUGGUCACCAAUGUUGAUGUAUGGAAUUCUUUCUCUAUCACAAGGGUUAGUGAUCAAUAUUCAAUACAGUGGCACUCCAUUUCUUCCUGCAGCUCUAAUCCAUUUCUUCAUUGCAGGUGGUGAUGAUUUGGAAAUUGAGAACGAGGACGCCCAUGACAGAAUCCACACAGAGGAGAAGCCAUUGCCACUCUUGGAGUGUGGAGAGAGCUUCAGUCACAGUUCCCAUUCGACUACACACCAAAGAAAUGCUAUUGGGAAGAAACCCUCUCAGUUCUCUGAAUGGGGAAAAAAAUUAUGUUGGAAUGAAAGUCUAACUUCACAGGAAAUAAUUCCCACAGGGGAGGACCCACUGAAAUGCUUGGAAUGUGGAAAGAGCUUCAGUAAGAGUGCACAUCUCGUUUCGCAUCAAAUAAUUCAUACAGGCGAGAAACCCUAUCAGUGCUUAGAAUGUAGGAAAAGCUGUAAUACAAGCAAAACCUUCUGUAAACAUCAGAGAAUUCACAGGGGGGAGAAGCCAUUUGAAUGCCAAGAGUGUGGAAAGAGCUUCAGUCAGAGAACCCAUCUCACAGCCCAUCAAAUAAUUCAUACAGGUGAGAAACCCUAUCAGUGCUCAGAAUGUGGGCGGAGCUUCAAUCACAGGACGACUCUCACGGUCCAUCAAAGGAUUCACAGUGGUGAGAAACCCUAUCGGUGCUCAGAAUGUGGGAAGAGUUUCACUGUGAGCUCCCAUCUCACUUCCCACCAAAGAAUUCAUACUGGGGAGAAACCAUAUAAAUGUGUGAAUUGUGGAAAGGGCUUCACCCAAAAGGCAAGUCUCACUUCCCAUCAAAGAAUUCACAGUGGUGAAAAACCCUAUCAGUGCUUGGAAUGUGGCAAGAGCUUCAGUCUGAAGAAAAGUCUCACUCAUCACCAAAGAAUUCACAGUGGUGAGAAACCCUACCAGUGCUCGGAAUGUGGAAAGAGUUUCUGCCAGAAAGUCAAUCUCACUCAUCACCAAAGAAUUCACACAGGUGAAAAACCCUAUCAGUGCUUGGAAUGUGGCAAGAGCUUCAGUCUGAAGAAAAGUCUCACUUCCCACCAAAGCAUUCAUACUGGGGAGAAACCCUAUCGAUGCUUAGAUUGUGGAAAGAGUUUCUGCCAGAGAGCCGAUCUCACUUCCCACCAAAGAAUUCACACAGGAGAGAAACCAUAUCAGUGCUUGGAAUGUGGGAAGAGUUUCCGCCAGAAAGUCAGCCUCACUUCCCACCAAAGAAUUCACACAGGGGAGAAACCCUAUCAGUGCUUGGAAUGUGGGAAGAGUUUCCGCCAGAAAGUCAACCUCACUUCCCACCAAAGAAUUCACACAGGGGAGAAACCCUAUAAGUGCUUGGAAUGUGGGAAGAGCUUCAGUCAUAAGCAAAGUCUCCCUUCCCAUCAAAGAAUUCACAGUGGUGAGAAACCUUAUCAGUGCUUGGAAUGUGGAAAGGGCUUUGGUAAGAGGACCAAGCUCAUGGCUCACCAAAGAAUUCACAGUGGUGAGAAACCCUAUCAAUGCUUGGAUUGUGGAAAGAGUUUCAGCCAAAGGGCCAAUCUAACUUGCCAUGAAAGAAUUCACACAGGGGAGAAACCAUAUCACUGCUUGGAAUGUGGGAAGAGCUUCAGUCAUAAGCAAAGUCUCACUUCCCACCAAAGAAUUCACACAGGGGAGAAACCUUAUCAGUGCUUGGAAUGUGGAAAGAGCUUUGGUAAGAGGACCAAGCUCAUGGCUCACCAAAGAAUUCACAGUGGUGAGAAACCCUAUCAAUGUGUGAAAUGUGGAAAGAGUUUCUGCCAGAAAGCCCAUCUCACAUCCCACCAAAGAAUUCACACUGGGGAGAAACCCUAUCAGUGCUUGGAAUGUGGGAAGAGCUUCAGUAAGAGGACUAACCUCAUGGCCCAUCAAAGAAUCCACACUGGGGAGAAACCCUAUCAGUGCUUGGAAUGUGGGAAGAGCUUCACCCGGAAGGACAACCUCACUUCCCACCAAAGAAUUCACACAGGGGAGAAACCCUAUCAGUGCUUGGAAUGUGGGAAGAGCUUCAGUAAGAGGACUAACCUUAUGGCCCAUCAAAGAAUCCACACUGGGGAGAAACCAUAUCAGUGCUUGGAAUGUGGAAAGAGCUUUGGUAAGAGGACCAAGCUCAUGGCUCACCAAAGAAUUCACAGUGGUGAGAAACCCUAUCAAUGUGUGAAAUGUGGAAAGAGUUUCUGCCAGAAAGCACAUCUCACUUCCCACCAAAGAAUUCACAGUGGUGAGAAACCAUAUCAGUGCUUGGAAUGUGGGAAGAGCUUCAGUAAGAGGACUAACCUCAUGGCCCAUCAAAGAGUUCAUACAGGGGAGAAUAAUAGAAUUUUAGACCUGCAGGAGACUUCUGGGUCGUCUAGUCCACUGCAGGACUCUCAACUAAAGCAUCCAUGACAUAUUGCCUUCAAACAUCUCCUUACAAACCUCCAAGGAAGGAGAGUCCACAACCUUCCAAGGGCGUCUCUAAUUUGAAGCCAUUGGUUUGGGUCCCAGCCUCCAGAGCCGGUGAAAACAAGCUUGUUCAAUCUUCCACCUGACACCCCUUUCUGUUCCUCAGAAGACUUGGUUUCCCAACGCUUAAUUGUCUUGCUCACCCCCCCUCUGCACACCUUCCAGCUUGUCAAAAUCCUUCUUAAAUUGGGGCACCCAGAACUGGACACAGGACUCCAGGUGUGGUCUGAAAAAGGCAGAAGAAAGUGGGGCUAUUACUUUUCUUGAUCUGGAUACUUGACUUCUUUGGACACUGCCUAGAAUAACAGCCUAUUUCACCGGUGUUGACAUAUGUUAGUCUUGUGGUCCACUAAGACCCCAGGUCUUUUCCACAUGCACUACUGGCAAGCCCAGUAUCCCCCAUCUUAUAUUUGUGCAGCUGAUUUUUUUUUGGCCUAAGUGCAGAAUCUUACCUUUCUUCUUAGUGAAAUUUAUUGGAUGCCUUUAUAUACCACCUGUUUCUUCAAGAAGCUCAUUGUGGUCUUAAGUCGUUCUCCCCCUCAUCGUUUAAUCCUGACAACAACCCUGUUAGGUAGGUUGGGCUGUGAAGCCAUCACCCAGUGACUGAGUGGAGAUUUGAACCCAGGUCUCCCAGUUCCUAGUCCAAAACUCUUAAGCACUGCACCCCACUGGCUCUCGAAUGAGACUCUUGGAAAGUGCAUGCAUGCGCAUUUCCCGAAAGUUUCAGUGCAAUGUCUUGGUGUUUGUAUUUAAAGUUUUAUAUGCAUGUAUCAAUGACAUUAAUAUAAUAAUGGUAAUUACAGUAGAGGAGUAAAUUUUAGGAAAUGCUAGAUGGUGAUAGGCGUAGUUUGGAGUUUGGAAUGCUGGGAUUGAGCAAUUGAACUGAACAAUUUCCACAUAAAUCACAAGAUCUAAAAUAUAAAAACAAAACACCAACAGCAACAACCCCUCCCCCAAAACCCCCAAAUUCAAGAGUCUGUUCAGCAGCCUCAGCUUUUGCAGCUGGAGUCAAUCCAGGCUCUGCCCUCCCAGGCUAGGUGGAAAAGGUCUCUAAGGAGAGAGCCCAUCUUCUGGGACUUGCAGUCAAGAUGGUUGGCUGCAACCAUUGGAGGGUGGAAUGGAAUGGGACAGUGGUGGCAAUUGUGGAGCAGGGUUGGGUAGAGAGACAGCAUUAUAAUCCCCGUCGUUGCAGCUGUAGCAAAGUUUCAAAAGAAAAAGAAAAGAAAUGAGAACAUUUGAAACCACAUGUUUAUGUCUAUUUUUUAAAUAAAUCAGUUUAAUGAAUCGA
Messenger RNA from Podarcis muralis (Common wall lizard), 3877 nucleotides. NCBI's taxonomy places the organism in Eukaryota, Metazoa, Chordata, Lepidosauria, Squamata, Lacertidae. The record is from RefSeq and is a predicted model, not a curated record.